Molecule: messenger RNA, 816 nt
Organism: Branchiostoma belcheri (Belcher's lancelet)
Lineage: Eukaryota; Metazoa; Chordata; Leptocardii; Amphioxiformes; Branchiostomatidae
Exons: 2
Coding region: 52-741 (229 amino acids)
Source: RefSeq, a predicted model, not a curated record
AUGUGACUAUUGUCUACCUAAUUCAGUUGUUCUUACCAAUUUCUUUUCAUAAUGUCACAGAACACUCGAUCUGCACCGGUCGCCUUAGCUGGUACAGAGGACCGACGGAACGACAUUGCUGCAGGCGGGGCACGCAGAGAGCGGAGACAGGCCGACCAGACGCCGACCAUCGGGAGCGUGUACGUGCGUUGGGGGAGGGACGACUGUGGUGAAAACGCCAACACUAUCUACUCUGGUGUUGUGGGAAGCGGACAUUAUAACCACCAAGGAGGAGUAAGUGACUACCAGUGCCUGCCCAUGGAAGAUGUGAAGUGGAACAACACAGUGGCUGGUAAUCAGCACCACAGCUACAUCUACGGGACAGAGUACCAGCUCAACAGUGCUGACUACUUCUCUACUGACAACAUGGACCACAUCAACAACCCCUACGACUACGACGUCCCCUGCUCGGUGUGUCUCGCGUCUCGUCGGUCUGCACACGUCAUGAUCCCCGCCCGCCUGUCCUGUCCUGAGGGGUGGAGUAAGGAGUACAGCGGCUAUCUGAUGUCGGCACAUCACGGCCACCAAAACAACAAGAACUUCAUCUGUGUGGACGGCGCUCCCGAACUCAGGAUGGGAUCUUCUGCUAACCUGGAUGGAGCCUUUCUGUACCUGGUGGAGGCGCAGUGUGGCUCUCUUCCCUGUCAGGAUGGGCCCUACGUCAGCGGCUACGAGCUGACCUGUGUGGUCUGUACUUUGUAAACUGUUAUUUGAUCAGUUGGACGCAACGUCCUCAUAUUCCCCUGCACUAUCUGUGCACAUUGUCUUCAUUUAUGU